AUGAAGUUGCUGCGUUCUCUGUUGGAAGAAUUGGAGGAUCUGUUGUUGGCCUUACAGUCAACCAGAAACGUAACUGGGAAUAAGCGCAUGCCAAACAGAAGGAAAAAAAAAAAGCAGCUCGUUCUCAAGAUUCAAAUGUUCAUUGAAAAGGUUUUGUCAAGGCUUAUAGCUGACCCUUCGCUGGUUAUGCAUACGGCUAUAAAUCUACCAUUCUUAAAUUUACUCUCAUCGAAUGCUGAAAAUACACCUGAAGGGCCUCCAUGGGACAUCAAAAGUGUUCUUCAAACAGGAAAAGAUAAAACCAAAAAAACUCUUAGUAUGACUACGUCAAUCACCAUUCCUUCAGCAUGCGAUUUUCAUCUUCACUUACGUCAAGAUGAGAUGAUGCGUAUGGUUACACCCAAGGUUCAAGAAGGGGGUGUUUCUCUCGCGUAUAUCAUGCCCAAUUUGCAACCGCCUAUCAAAACAACGGCUGAAGCACUUGCAUAUAAAGCAGAAUUGGAAGCCCUUGCGCCCAAUGUCACCUUUUACAUGACUCUCUAUUUAUCACCUGAACUUACUCCUGAAGAAGUUCGCAAGGCCGCCAAAGCUGGUAUUGCCGGCGUAAAAUCCUAUCCAAGAGGCGUUACAACAAACAGCGAAAGCGGCAUUGAGAAUUAUGAAGUCUACUACCCUGUUUUUAAAGCUAUGGAAGAAGAGGGGCUUGUAUUAAAUUUGCAUGGCGAAAUUCCUAGCGAUGCUGAAAAGGAUAUUUGUGUUAUGAAUGCCGAAGAAAGAUUCCUGCCCCAGUUGGAAAAGAUCCACAGAGCUUUUCCAAAAUUAAAAAUUGUCUUAGAACACGCCACUACAAAGGCAGCCGUAGAUAUGGUUAAGAGUUUGGGCGAUACUGUGGGUUGUAGCAUCACAGUGCAUCAUCUACAAUUGAUCGUGGAUGACUGGGCAGGUCAAGCCCACCAUUUCUGUAAGCCCGUGGCUAAAUACCCUCAUGAUCGUGAUGCUUUACGAGAUAUUGUGAAAUCAGGUCAUCCUCGUUUUUUCCUAGGUACAGAUUCUGCUCCUCAUCCUAUCGCUGCUAAAGAAGGCCCCAAAUCUAAUGCAGGCGUUUUUACCACACCACUUGUUCUUCCUUACUUGGCAAAGAUCUUUGAGGAGAUCGGAUGCUUAGAUAAGUUAGAAAACUUUGCUUGCCACUAUGGUAGACAGUUUUAUGGACUCUCUCAUAAACAAGGAUUUGAGGAUAAGAAGGUCACUUUAGUCAAAGAAUCGAACACUGUUGUACCUGCCAAAUUUGAAAUCUCAAGUACCGAAGAUUUAGGCGUUGUAGUGCCUUUUUAUGCAAAUAAGGACAUAGGAUGGAAGAUUACUUCUAACUUUUAUUAG
Messenger RNA from Mycotypha africana, 1380 nucleotides. RefSeq lists its product as uncharacterized. Gene Ontology annotation, cellular component: cytoplasm. The transcript has 5 exons. The record is from RefSeq and is a predicted model, not a curated record. Gene Ontology annotation, molecular function: dihydroorotase activity. NCBI's taxonomy places the organism in Eukaryota, Fungi, Mucoromycota, Mucoromycetes, Mucorales, Mycotyphaceae. The coding region runs from base 1 to 1380 and encodes 459 amino acids. Gene Ontology annotation, biological process: pyrimidine nucleotide biosynthetic process; 'de novo' pyrimidine nucleobase biosynthetic process.